This is a messenger RNA of Chilo suppressalis (striped riceborer), 1701 nucleotides long. The record is from the annotation of a GenBank genome assembly. Lineage: Eukaryota; Metazoa; Arthropoda; Insecta; Lepidoptera; Crambidae.
AUGGCAACUCAGUCACCGUUGCUGGGGCAGCGCAAGGUCACGUGGGUGGUGGAGCUGGGCGACGCACCGGCGCAUGCCCAUGCCCCGUACGAGCGGCACGUUAACCACAGCAAAUACGAACGGGAGGAUGUGCAAAAGAAAACUUUCGCAAAAUGGAUAAACUCGCAGCUAGAGAAGAACGACAAGCCCCCCGUGCAGGACCUGGUGUCGGAGCUACGUGACGGCGAGGUGCUGCUGUCCCUGCUGGAGAUCCUCACCGCGCAGCAAUAUAAACGCGAGCGGGGCCGCAUGCGCGUGCACCAGAUCAACAACGUGAACACCGCGCUGCAGGUGCUGGAGGCCAACGGCGUGAAGCUCGUCAACAUCAGCAGCAACGACGUCGUCGACGGCAACCCCAAGCUCAUCCUCGGUCUGGUGUGGAGCAUCAUCCUGCACUGGCAGGUGCACUAUCACCUGAAGGAGCUGAUGUCGGAGACGCAGCAGACCAACCUCGAAAAGACGCUGCUGGCCUGGUGUCGCACGCAUACACAGAAGUACCCUGGCGUGUCGGUGCGCAACUUCACGUCGUCGUGGAGCGACGGUCUGGCGCUGAACGCGCUGCUGCACAGCUGCCGGCCGCAGGUGUUCUCGUUCCGCGCCGCGCAGGCGCUGCAGCCCGCCCAGCGCCUCGACCACGCCUUUCGGCUGGCCUACACCAAACUGCAUAUCCCGCGCCUUCUCGAUCCGGAGGACGUGAACACACCGAGUCCCGACAAGAAGUCCAUCAUGAUGUACCUAAUGUGCGUGUUCCAAUCCGUGGGCCGCGAGGCCUCCGACCCCGACCCCGACCCGGAGCCUGAGGGGGAGGGGGAGGGGGAGGCGCAGGGGGAGGGGGAGGGGGAGGGGGAGGUCGCCGACCAGGACAUAGAGACGGAGGUAGAGGCCGCUACCAGGCCUUUAUCCUCCGCUACUGCCGCCUCAGUAGAAGUGGGCGGGUACAGUUCUGCGUUGGAAGAUGCCCUGGCCUGGCUGCUGGAUGCGGAGGAGCGGCUAAACAACGCGCCGCCGCUGCCCGACGAACUGCCCGCCCUCAAGGAACACUUCCAUGCCCACGAGAAGUUCCUGCUGGAGCUGUCGGAGGGCCAGUCCCGCGUGGGCGGCGUGCUGGAGCUGGGCGGGCGCCUGGUGGGCGGGGGCGGGCUCUCCCCCGACGAGGCCAACGAGCUGCGGCUCCAGGCCCGCCUGCUGGCCCAGCGCUGGGACUGUCUGCGGCACCACGCCAUGGCCGCGCAGGCCCGCCUGCAUCGCGCGCUCAUGGCCACGCAGCACCGCCAGCUGGCCAGCUUCAAGCAAUGGCUGACGUCGACGGAGGACCGCAUGUCCCGGCUGGGGUCGCUGGGCACGGCGCCGCACGCGCUGCACGCGCAGCUGCACGCGCUGCACGCGCUGCACCACGACCUGCGCGCGCACCAGCCCACCGUCGACGCGCUCGCCGACGCCGUCGUGGUCGUCGACGACGCGCAGCCCGCGGACGACGGUGAGUGUGUGUCGCACGCGCCGCACGCGCUGCACGCGCAGCUGCACGCGCUGCACGCGCUGCACCACGACCUGCGCGCGCACCAGCCCACCGUCGACGCGCUCGCCGACGCCGUCGUGGUCGUCGACGACGCGCAGCCCGCGGACGACGGUGAGUGUGUGCCGCACGGCGCCAAGGGUAUGUAG